AUGUCAGAAGUAGUAAAAGAUACCAAAAUUAAGCUUGAUGAUCCACGAUAUGAUCAGAAUACAUAUUCUGGCCGAGCUAAACAUUUUUUUCUUACAACAAAUCCAUUAAAUCUCUUGGCUAGUAAUGAACAAUUGGAUGAAGCUAAGAAAAUUGUUGAAGAUUAUCGUCAUGGUAUUAUAUCUAAAUCUGGCAUGACUUUGGAUGAAUUAUGGCAUGCAAAAUAUUUAUAUGAUAGUGCAUUUCAUCCUGACACAAAAGAAAAAAUGUUUAUUCUUGGUCGAAUGUCAGCACAAGUACCAUGUAACAUGUUGAUUACUGGUUUUAUGUUGACAUUCUAUAAAACAAUACCUGCUAUUGUUUUUUGGCAAUUUGUCAAUCAAUCUUUUAACAGUAUUGUUAAUUAUACGAAUCGAAGUGGUGAUAAACCAAUAACAAAUACUGAUUUAAUGAAAAGUUACGCUGUUGCAACAUCCGCUGCAACAGCUACCGCACUUGCUCUUAAAGCUGCUGUAUCAAAAUUACCACCAAUCAUGGGUCGAUUUGUACCAUUUGCAGCUGUAGCCGGUGCUAAUUGUGUUAAUUUACCAUUUAUGCGAUGGAAUGAAAUUCGAGAUGGUAUCGCUGUAUUUGAUAAAGAUGGUAAACGUGUUGGAGAAUCAUCUGAAGCAGCAAAGAACGCUAUUGCCCAAGUAGUUCUAUCACGUAUUGGCAUGGCUGUUCCAGGUAUGAUCAUUCCACCGAUUAUAAUGAAUUCACUUGAAAAAAAACCAUUUAUGGUUAAACGUCCAUGGCUCAAUAGUCCUAUCCAAAUUGCCUUAUGUGGUGUCUUUUUAACAUUUACAACACCAAUGUGUUGUGCUUUAUUUCCACAAAAAAGUUCAAUACCUGUGGCUAAAUUAGAUGCUAAACUUCGAGAAAAAUUAUUACAUGAUGGAAUGAAAGAAACCGAUCGAGUUUAUUUUAAUAAAGGUCUUUAA
Molecule: messenger RNA, 978 nt
Organism: Adineta steineri
Lineage: Eukaryota; Metazoa; Rotifera; Eurotatoria; Adinetida; Adinetidae
Source: the annotation of a GenBank genome assembly